Molecule: messenger RNA, 1220 nt
Organism: Meleagris gallopavo (turkey)
Lineage: Eukaryota; Metazoa; Chordata; Aves; Galliformes; Phasianidae
Source: RefSeq, a predicted model, not a curated record
GCACUCACACCAACCCCGUGCUUUUGGGAUGUUUAGGAGCCCAUCCUGCCAUAGGGAUGCUCAGGUUCCAGGGGCUCCAGCUCUCUAUCAGCACCAGGCUGGGCUGUACAGCGGGGUGAGAGAAAAGCACCGCUCCCCAUCACCCACCCACAGCCUUGGCCGGGCUCGGAUGGGACUGGAGGGGGGAGAGCAGGGAGGGAAGGAUGGGAGGAGCCGGGACUUCACCGACCCGAUUAACCAGGUUAGAAACCAACCUUGCAAAACCCACAACACGGAUGGGAGCAGGGCUGGAAAUCCCCCCCUCAGCUCACAGUGGGAGCUGGGAUGCAAGGCACGUUUGGCGGGCACGGCGACGGUGAGCAGUGCUGGAGAGCCAGGAGCAACGGCGAGGCCCCGAGAAGAGGAUGAGAACAUGGGGCUCAAGUUAUCCUGUCUGAAAGGGUUGAAGAUGUGUGUGAGCAGCGGGAAUGGCAGCACCGGGACCCCAGAGGCGGAUGGGAAGCACCUCCACGUACCCUCCAUCAUCGUCACACCACCCACACCCACAGGGACCAUGUUGUGCCGGGACACACGAAGGGCGAUGGGGGAGACAUCAUCACCCUGCAGCCAGUGCUGAGCACCCAAAGGGGACACCAACAGCUUCAGUUCUGCUCCAGGGCUGAAUCCUGCCCUGCUGGGGGUGAUGCUUCCUGGUGUGCUGCUUCUCUGGAGAGCCCCAGGAGAGAACGGCGCGCAAAAGCAGAUGGAAAUUUAAUUUUUUAAUGACAGCAGCAGAUGGCAAAAGACACAAAAGUGUAUUCACACCAUGUCAGAGCCAUUUAUAAAGUGCCUGGCGGAGCUGCAGCGCGUGCUGGUGGCACCACGGGUACAGUAACAGAUGGGGGAUCCUCUCCUGCAGCCCCCAGACCUACCCAGUGUGGGCUGAUGGGAGCUGUGGAGUGGUGGGGAGCGCUGGUCCUUUGGGCUCAAGAUGGAGGCAUGGAUGGGUGGAUGGAUGAGUAUGGGUGAUUGGAUGGGUGUAUGGGAGGUUAGGUGGAUGGAUGGAUGGGUGGGUGGCUGGACAAACGGAAGAGUAGAUGCAUGGAUGGACAGAUGGAGGCAUGGAUGUACAAAUGGGAUGUAUAAAUGAACGGAUGGAUGAAUGGACAGACACAUGGGUAGAUGAAUGGGUGGAUGGAUGGAAGAGUGAACGGACAAAUGGACAGACAAGUGGGUGGGUG